Molecule: messenger RNA, 407 nt
Organism: Camellia sinensis
Lineage: Eukaryota; Viridiplantae; Streptophyta; Magnoliopsida; Ericales; Theaceae
Source: RefSeq, a predicted model, not a curated record
UUUUUAUCAGGUAUCUCAGUGAACAGAAGCUUCCAAAAAGAAUGCUAAGUAUGCAAAAUGGCAUUGAGUCUGAUGAUUGUGACAGUGCAAGUCAAGAAGAUGAAGGUAGUGCUGAUUCAGGUGAAGAUCGCAUAGAAGAUGAAGGGAUACAUAGAAAGCUAGAGGGCCUUGAAGCUUGCUCGUUUGAGAUAGGGGAUUUGCAAGUGAUAAGUCUUGGAAAGAUUGUUAAGGACUCGGAGUAUUUUCAGGAUGAGAGAUUUAUCUGGCCUGAAGGAUAUACUGCUGUGAGGAAGUUUCCUUCUGUAACAGAUCCAAGUGUUUGUGCCUUGUAUAAGAUGGAAGUCCUGAGAGAUGUCGACUCAAGGACCAGGCCUGUAUUUAGAGUUACAUUGGAUAAUGGAGAGCAG